CCAAAACCCUCACAAAUGGCGGACGCCGAAACGCCAGCGUUUCGAAUAUCGGGCAGGCGGGUCCACUUCGCCGGAAACCCCGCAGAACCGGCACGAUACAUCGGACCCGUCACCGGUCAUCAGGGCGUCUGGAUCGGCGUCGACUGGGACGACGGCGACGACGGAAAGCACAACGGAUCCGUUAACGGGACCCGUUACUUCACUACCCGAUCCGAUAAGUCCGGUUCCCUCGUCCGAUCCAAGAAUUUGAGUGCAGGGAUCUCGUUUGUUGAGGGUCUUCGUGUUAGGUAUCGGAGCGAUUCCACUAAAGAAGAAGAAGACGAAAUGUAUGUGCUUUCGACGAGCAACAAGCGUGUAUCGGUACAACUUGUGGGGAGAAAUAAAGUUGAGGAGAAGCUGAAGAACUUUGAGGAAUUGGUUGCUGCUUCGGUUUCUUAUUUGGGGAUUAGUUCGAUUGGUUCUGCUAGUGAGAUCAAAUCUCUAGUUCCAAACCUUAAGGAGCUUGAUCUGACGGGAAAUCUUCUUUCGAAGUGGCAAGAUAUAGAUAUCAUUGUUGAAGCUCUUCCAGCUCUUGAAGUUCUCAACUUAACAAACAACUUAAUGGAGCAUGAUUUAACAGAACUUCCUUCACUCAAGCGCAUUCGAAUUUUAGUUCUGAAUAACUGCAGCAUUACUUGGAAGGAGGUUGAAGGGUUUAAGCAGUGGCUUCCGUCAGUUGAAGAGCUACAUUUAAUGGCAAAUCAGUUAAGGGAAAUUACACCUGCACCAUCAGCACCAAAUAUCAGUACCACUCAGAAUUUUGAUUCAUUGCGGCUCUUAAACUUAGAAGACAAUUGCAUCAAUUCAUGGGAUGAGAUUGUUAAGCUUUCUCAUCUCAAAAGAUUGGAACAGCUUCAUCUGAAUAAGAACAAAUUGAAGCAUAUCUUCUUCCCUGCUGUGAAUCAUUCAGGUUCUAAACUAGUAAACACAGAUAAGCGGCAAGAUGGAUGUUCCAUGCCUUUUGGGAGUCUGCAAUGUCUUCUUUUAGGAUGUAAUGAGAUUGAUGAUCUGCUCUCUAUAGAUUCACUCAACUUUUUUCCAAGUUUGGUGGACAUCAGACUUUCUGAUAAUCCUAUAGUUGAUCAAGCUAAAGGUGGGAUCCCAAGAUUUGUUCUGAUUGCACGUCUAGCAAAAGUCAAAAUACUGAAUGGCAGUGAGGUUAGCCCACGUGAACGGAAGGAAUCAGAAAUUCGAUAUGUCCGCCUAGUUAUGGCCAAGUUGCAAUCAGAUGAUCCACAGGAGAUAAAACGUCUGCACCCUAGGUUUUUUGAACUCAAGGUUUUGCAUGGCAUUGAAGAUGAGAAGCCAUCGAAUGGACCUGCAGGCCCUCAAAAAAUGGCUUCUGGACUGCUCUGUAUGACAUUGAAAUGUGUUGGAGCUUCAAUUGCUGAGAAGUCGCCUUUGACAAAAAAAUUGCCACCUACUACUACCGUAGGCAAGUUGAAGGUACUAUGCGAGAGCUUCUUUAAACUUAAAGGAAUGAAGCUAAGACUGUUUGUUGAAGAAGAGGGAUCACCAUUACCGCAAUUGCUGGAUGAUGAUAUGGCAACUUUAAUAGAUCUCGGAAUCACGUCAGGAUCAACCAUUCUGCUGGAUGAAGAAAGUUAAACAGCACAAUGCUUAAAGAAACCGGGCUUCUGCUUCCCUGAAGCACCAUAACCUCUGGCCUCAGAAACACUAGCAUUUAGAUUUUGUUACUUGAGCAAGUGGCGUGUAUAUCACUAAACUAUUUAUGUUUGUCUUUGUGCAUACAUAUGGUGAUAUGUCUACACUGUAUAUGAACUUGUAUAAUAUUCACACAUUUUCCUUUGAUACUAAAUCUUUACUGAGCCGGAGGGCUGAAUGAAAGAAAUGGCUGAUGUUAUGCGGAUGAAGGUUUAUGGAAAGAUGAACGUGUAAGAUAUUCUUGAUCCUUUUUUAUUUUUUUUAUUACUU
Molecule: messenger RNA, 1974 nt
Organism: Asparagus officinalis (garden asparagus)
Lineage: Eukaryota; Viridiplantae; Streptophyta; Magnoliopsida; Asparagales; Asparagaceae
Product: tubulin-folding cofactor E
Biological process (GO): mRNA splicing, via spliceosome
Molecular function (GO): protein binding; U2 snRNA binding
Source: RefSeq, a predicted model, not a curated record